Messenger RNA from Rangifer tarandus platyrhynchus (Svalbard reindeer), 480 nucleotides. The record is from the annotation of a GenBank genome assembly. NCBI's taxonomy places the organism in Eukaryota, Metazoa, Chordata, Mammalia, Artiodactyla, Cervidae.
AUGCUGACACGCUGCCUGCCCACUAGGUUUUCCAGUAAGGGUUACAAACGCAGCAGGACCGGAAGGAAAGGAGAAUCAGAUGGCACGCAUAAUGACCAAGUUGGGAAUGUGUUCAGAGAAGAUGAAAACGCAGACUGGGUUUUGCUUCUUUUUUUCUUUUUAUCAGAUUCCGUUGGUUCUGGGCCCCACCCCCGGUAUAGCACAGGCAAGGGGGCCUGCCUGGAGGAGGGGGCUGCCCACCUGGCCCAGGGACACUGCCGUGGGUUCUGGUUGGAGCUGCCUUCUCGGCUCCAGGAGCCCUUUUCUGCCUCAUGGUGGCCGGUGGGGUUCUGCACACGUCUGCCUGAUGCCUGUGUUGGUGGGAGGAGGUUGCAGAGGGAGCGGGGCCCCAGAGGAGGGACAGGAGGGCCCUUCACAGCUGUGGCCAGAGUCCUAUCCCUUGAGCCAGGCCAGCCAACCGGUCACCAGGUGACCGGGUGA